Molecule: messenger RNA, 1485 nt
Organism: Penicillium chermesinum
Lineage: Eukaryota; Fungi; Ascomycota; Eurotiomycetes; Eurotiales; Aspergillaceae
Product: putative MFS transporter
Exons: 8
Coding region: 1-1485 (494 amino acids)
Biological process (GO): transmembrane transport
Cellular component (GO): plasma membrane
Molecular function (GO): transmembrane transporter activity
Source: RefSeq, a predicted model, not a curated record
AUGGGAGCCGCAGAACUGAAAGGCGAUGACAGCGGCGAAAGCCAGGUCUUCCAGCAACAAUCAGACGAUGGCUACGAAGAUCAUGAGCUCCCUCCGCUCCGAUCGACGACCGAACGACGGCUCAUGGCCAAGAUCGAUUGGCACAUUCUGCCGUGCAUUUGCAUCUUGUACUUGCUCGCAUUCUUGGAUCGAGUCAACAUCAGUAACGCUGCGAUUUUGGGCCUCACGAAAGACUUGAACAUCGAGCACGGCACCAAGUAUAACACCGCUUUGGUCAUCUUCUUCGUCCCGUAUAUCAUCCUUGAAAUUCCGUCAAAUAUUCUCCUCAAGAAAUUCAAGCCUCAUGUGUGGUUGCCGCUAUGCAUGUUCAUGUUUGGCAUUGUGAUGCUUUGCCAGGGAUUCGUUCAGAAUUGGAGUGGGCUAAUGGCUACUCGGUUCUUCCUUGGGGUUUUCGAGGCCGGAAUGUUUCCUGGAUGCUUCUACCUCUUGGGAAUGUGGUACAAGCGUAGUGAAGCCCAGAAACGAUUCAGCUUCUUUUUCAGCUCCACUACCCUUGCCGGCGCCUUCGGUGGAUUGCUGGCAUAUGGUCUUGGGCAAAUGAAGGGAAUCCGUGGAUACAAUGGCUGGCGCUGGGUUUUUAUCAUCGAGGGUGUCAUCACCGCCGUAGUCGCCAUCGCAUUGUAUUUCGUAAUGCCCGACUUCCCCGAGGAGGUCAAGUGGCUGUCCGACGAGGAGCGUGAGUUUGUUCGCGCCAAGUUGGCCAAAGAUGUCGGAAAAUCAGCACACCAUGUCAAGCAGGAUGCUCGUGCGGUCUUGGGUGUUCUCAAGGAUUAUAGGGUUAUCAUUGGUGGCUUCAUGUACUUUGGUCUCAUCGUGCCUGCCUAUGGAUAUGCCUAUUUCGCGCCAACCAUCAUCAAAGGCUUUGGAUAUAGCUCUGUCACGACGCAGUUGUAUUCGAUCGCUCCUUGGGCCGCAGCAUUCGUGUUCUCCUUAGUUAUUGCCUACCUCUCUGAUCGGUUCCGACAUCGCUUUAUUUUUGCGGUCACCCCAAUCCUGAUCGCGAUCGCUGGAUUCGCGAUGCUUCUUGGCAUCCACCACGACACUGCCGCCCAGUACGGUGCGCUUUUCUUGGUGACAAGUGGUUGCUACAGCGCUAUGCCGGUUGUUGUGUGUUGGUUUGCCAUGAACAUGAGCGGCCAUCAUCGACGCAGCGUUGGUACCGGAUGGCAGGUUGGAUUUGGUAACAUUGGUGGUAUUAUCUCCACCUUUGCUUUUGAGACCAAGGAUGCUCCCUACUACAUUUCUGGGUACAGUAUUUGCAUUGGUUUCUCCUGUCUCGCAAUCAUUUCUUGUGUGGUCUACGUCGUCGCCCUAAGGCUGGAGAAUCACAAACGCGAUCGGGCUCCAGUCAACCCGAACGAAAUCCCCAACGAGACAGAGGAGACCCUUGGUGAUUUGGCACCGACCUACCGCUAUGCGUACUAG